Messenger RNA from Leucoraja erinaceus (little skate), 2755 nucleotides. Its product is annotated as sialomucin core protein 24-like. Bases 422 to 1369 code for a protein of 315 amino acids. The transcript has 5 exons. NCBI's taxonomy places the organism in Eukaryota, Metazoa, Chordata, Chondrichthyes, Rajiformes, Rajidae. The record is from RefSeq and is a predicted model, not a curated record.
GUACUGGCUGCUCCCUCCUGUGCUCUCUCCCUCUCUCUCUCUCUCUCUCUCUCUCUUAUUCAGCCUCAGGGGAAUGAGAACAAUGAAAACCCCCGGAAAUGACAGCAAGGCAGCACUUGUUAUUUUCCAGUAGAGAGAGAGGGUGCUGGUUAAUCGAUAGGAACAUCAACGUUGACAGACUUUAACACCUCGUUAAAAUCACCAAAACUAGACGGCAGAGGAUUGUUCGAAACUUUACUCGUGUUGCCAUUAAGUCUGAAGACGUGUCCUGAUGGGUGGCAUGAUGGCACAAUGGUGGAGUUGCUGCCUUACAGCGCCAGAGUCCCGGGUUCAAUCCUGCCUACGGGUGCUGUCUGUUCAGAGUUUGUGACCUGCGUUGGUUUUCCCGGAAUAAACAAAGAAAGUUGCAAAUUGCCAUCCAAUGAGCACAAAAAGCAGUGAAAAGAACAUGCAGCUCAGAAACAUGCCAGUUGCAUUUUACAUUCUGUUCAUUCUAUUCAAUGUCCUCUUGGGCACUAAUGUAAAUGCAUCAAUGGUCCCUGCCACUGCUAAUUCCGGUGGCAAAGUCAGCAAUUCAUCUGAAGCUACUAUCAAUAAUACUUCCCUUGGAAAAGGAUCCAACCAGUCAGAAGUGACGUUGGUCCCGACAUCCAAGCAAAACGCAAGUAACAUCACGACCACUGUGGCCUCUGGGAGUACAGUUGCCAUGUCAACCUCUGGGCCUAAUGGUUCUCAGGUUUCUGUGACACCAAUGGCUUCAGUUCAAACAACAAUGCUGUCCAAUGUUUCAAGCCACAGCACACCUGAGUUAUCAGCAACGCCAACGCUUAGUUCAACAGCUACAGACAGCAACGUCACAACAUCAACGCCUGUACCAAGGUCCACACAGACUGAAUCCAUGGUAACAAGCAGGAAGUCGAGCACCACUGAUGUCACACAGCUGACCACAGAUUCAUUGUAUUCAGUCACAACCACCUCAGUCUCGGGUUCAGUUUUGCCUCUGAAAAAGGAAGAAGUAAUUCUGACCAUCUGUUUGAGCACUGUUCUUGGCCUGGUCAUUCUAACUAUUCUUGUGUAUAAUGUCAACAAGUGCAAACAAAGGAGGGCACAAUAUUUGCACCAUCCUCUCUAUGCCGACUCAAACGAAGAGCCAGGUUUUCCAAAUGACACUUUGGUGAUAUCAGGAGGUCUUUAUGAUGAAUCACGUGUUUAUAAUCCCAACAUGACGGUUGAAGAAGAUGAUGAGCUUCACGUUGAAUAUCCUGCAUUUACCUCCAAGUAUAGCCAAUUCAAACUGGAAUUUUUACCAGAGGAAAGAGAGGUCACAAAUCAAGGAUCUUCAUUUGCCACAUUUCAACCGGAAACAUAAUCUCAUAAUAAACUUGUGUGCUAACUCUACUGUUUGUUUAUUCUAUACUUUACCAAUUUCACCAAUGAAAUAAAUGAACCAAAGGUGUCUUUUUAUAUUUUGUGUCCUUAAUGAGUACUUCCAAACUCUUCAUCCAGCUAUCUCAACCUGAAUAUUUACACCUGUGUCACAUGCCACAACACAAUAGACACAAAUGUGACUGAGAAACACGCAUUCAGUUGGAAAAGUGGAAACUCUCCAGAAAUUGUUUCUGAAAAGACUAAAGAACUUUCUUCCUCAAGCUGUGCUAUUAACAUAGUUAAAUAAAUUUUUUGGAGGAAAUUUCGCUGUUUUUUGCUGAAGUGUUCUGUAUGCUAUUGUAUGAUAUUGCAAAAAGUUCACACUAGAGUGCCAUGGACGUGCCUGUUUUGUAAAUAAUUUAAAGUCUUGCAUUCAGAAAUAUUAGUUUUCGAUAUGUAUGUAAAAACAUUAAGUUAUAAUCCUUGCAAUUUUGUUGCCUUGUGAUUGAUCUUGCAAUCCUUGACUUCCCUGGAUUUUAAAGGGUAACGUGGCAAAGUCUCAACUUUCACUGCAAAUUUCUUAAUGAGUUUAAUAAUUAUUCAUUUCAAAGCAUCAAAACAUUUUUAGCUUGAAUGACAGUAGGGAAUUUGAAUCACUAUACAGUAUUUCAAACCUAUUUGCACCUUCAAUAAUCUUUACUGGAAAUGUUGAUUUACCUGAAAAUAAGUCUAAUCACUGAGGUUCAUUUAGCCGUGCACUGGUCAGAAAACAGUCAGAAUGAGAAAUAACCACUUGGGAGCUUGAAACAUAUUUGGCAACAUGUUCCCUGCACUAGCUAAAGCUUAUCUCUAAUGGCUUUGGGGCAUGGCUUACCUUGGGAAUAUACGGCAUUCGCACAUGGUCUAUUGCCAUAAUGGUGAUUCAUUUAUCUUUUGAAGAGUAAUUUACCUGAAAACAAGGAUUAAUUUAUUCUGAAACUCUAAGCAGAUUCACAUUAUGAAUCUAAGUGCUCAAGUGUAGACUUUACAUUGACAUUAACAAUAUUAAUCAUGACAGAUACCACUGGUGCAAGGUAAUGUGGUUAUUAUAUUGCUAUUAAAAGAAUGCCAUAAUUUGUAAUUAUAUAUUUCAACACAAUGUUUAAAUAUGUCUGUGAUCUGAAAUCCUAUUACAAUCAAUUUUAGAGUUAUAGUUUUAUUUUUAUAACUAACUUUAUGCCCAGACAUGUUAGUAGGUUUCUCUUAAAUGUUUGCUUAAGGUUAAAUUUUCACCUAAUCUCACCUUUACAUAUUAAUAAUUUUCUGUGAUUUAUCUUGAGCAAUUGAUAUGUUUAUCGCAAUGUACUAAAAUAUCACCUAACAUUGCACUGCAAUAAACUUUUGCAAG